CCGAGUCAGAGAGGGGAACUCUCGACUCCGCGCUGUGGGUCAUGGUCCAUUCAGUGAACUCCAGUGGGGGACCCCCGAACCCCAGCGUCCACGUUGCCUUACGACUGGCCCGGGACCACCACCUGCCCACAGAGGGAGUGCUCCUCCAACAGCUGAAGGUGUCUGCCAUCGAGAAGGUGAAGCACGGUGACAACUUCUCCUCAGGUUUGGUCGCUCUGUACUCCCUGGCCAUCGCUGCGUCAUGCAACAAUCCCGCCAACGUCUCCUACAAAGAGGACAGGAUCGACCUGAUCGAGAUACUGCAGGAGAAAUUAACUGAGGAAAUCAAACACAUUGUGAACACCACAUUCCCUCUCACUAACUAUUACCAAGUCAGUCUGGAUGUGCUGACACUCUGCGUGCUAGAAAGGGAACUUCCACAAGACUCAGUCCAGAUCCUCUGUGAGGCAGCAAUGAAGGACAAAUUCAAAUAUGGCAAGGAAUUCUCAGUUGAUACUGGAGCCGUAGCUGCACUGGCUUUGAGGUGUGUGAAAGGCAAGCCCAACACACAGUGCACUUUCAGCGCUCUCCACAAAGUCCUCAACCAGAUCCUUCACCAAGUGAAGGAUGAUGGUAUCAUCGGCAACAUCUACAGUACAGGACUGGCAAUCCAGGCCCUCUCUGCCAACUCAGACUUGGUCCCCAGCGUCCAAUGGAACAAGACCAAGUCCAUGUACAGGCUCCUCAGCGCCAUUCGUGAAGGAUCCUUUUCCAAUCCUCAGGCAGCAUCGCAAAUCACUCCGUCGCUGGAGUGUCGGACCUACCUGGAUGUGAGGGAGCUGAAUUGCACGGCCGACCGCAGUAACCUGACGGUGACCACUACAUCCCCACCUCCCACUACCCAGGCUGUCCCCAUCACGGUGGAGUACAACAUUGUGGACGGACUGACCCAUUCCUUCAACGACGCCGUGAAUGUUUCCGUGCUGGCGGGAAGUCCCCUGAUCCGGGUUCUGGAGAAGGCCCGGGAUCUGUAUCCCGAUCGAUUCAGCUUUAAUGUCACAAGCACACAGUGGGGACCACUUCUGACCACCGUUCGGAACCUAACAGCUUCCACCGAAAACAGAACCUAUUGGCAGCUCCUGAGCGGCACUGAACCAUUGGGUCAAGGUAUUGGCGAUUACAAGCCCAAAGACGAGGAGCGCAUCGUUGCAAACUACACCCAGUACUGAUCAGGAACUGGGAGGGAUUCGGGCUGGGAAAUCGAGAUUCAUCCUCCUGCACCAUCCCAGUUUGCCUCGAAGUUAUUCGGAAAUCACACCUAACUCAGACCUCAGAUCUGAGAUGAACCUCAGUGUCUCUAAAAAUAACUGAAAAACACUGUCUUUCUCAACUCACCUUGUGAUUAAUGCCAAAUCUGCACCAUUCCUCCCUUGUGGCCUUGGUGCUCCCUUGUCCCCACCCUCUCAAUUCUUCAGUUUAUGCAAACUCUUCUUACCCACAUCACAAAUGUACACAAGUCCCCUCUCUUUGAUCACCCUCCACAGACAAUCACAGACUUCCGGCCCAAUAUUCACUGCAAUAUAAACCUCACCACCAGGGAACGCCUGUGACGGAAAGCAAUAACCCCCGCCAGCCCCGACACCCCUCCCUAUCUCUGUCACCCCUUCCAGACCCUACACCCCUCCCUAUCUCUGUAACCCCCGCCAGCCCCGACACCCCUCCCUAUCUCUGUCACCCCUUCCAGACCCUACACCCCUCCCUAUCUCUGUAACCACCUCCAGCCCCUACACCCACUCCCUAUCUCUGUCACUCCUUCCAGACCCUACACCCCCUCCCCAUCUCUGUAACCCCCUCCAGCCUCUACACCCCCUCCCUAUCUCUGUAACCCCCUCCGGCCCCUACACCCACUCCCUAUCUCUGCAACCCCCUCAAGCCCUGCACCCUCUCCCUAUCUCCGUAACCCCAUCCAGCCCCUACACCCCUCCCUAUCUCUGUAACCCCCUCCAGUGCUACACUCCCAUCCUAUCUCUGUAACCCCCUCCAGUCCCUACACCCCUCCCUAUCUCUGCAACCCCCUCCAGUCCCUACACCCCUCCCUAUCUCUGCAACCCCCUCCAGCUCCUACACCCCUCCCUAUCUCUGCAACCCCCUCCAGCUCCUACACCCCUCCCUAUCUCUGUCACCCCUUCCAGACCCUACACCCCCUCCCUAUCUCUGUAACCCCCUCCAGUCCCUACACUCCCACCUUAUCUCUGUAACCCCCAGUCCCUACACCCCUCCCUAUCUCUGCAACCCCCUCCAGCCCCUCCACUCCCACCCUAUCUCUGU
Hemiscyllium ocellatum (epaulette shark) is the source of this 2307-nucleotide messenger RNA. Its product is annotated as cobalamin binding intrinsic factor-like. Gene Ontology annotation, molecular function: cobalamin binding. Lineage: Eukaryota; Metazoa; Chordata; Chondrichthyes; Orectolobiformes; Hemiscylliidae. Gene Ontology annotation, biological process: cobalamin transport. The record is from RefSeq and is a predicted model, not a curated record. The transcript is spliced from 8 exons. The coding region runs from base 42 to 1208 and encodes 388 amino acids.